Messenger RNA from Aspergillus steynii IBT 23096, 1879 nucleotides. Its product is annotated as alpha/beta hydrolase. The record is from RefSeq and is a predicted model, not a curated record. The coding region runs from base 270 to 1835 and encodes 521 amino acids. NCBI's taxonomy places the organism in Eukaryota, Fungi, Ascomycota, Eurotiomycetes, Eurotiales, Aspergillaceae. The transcript has 6 exons.
CCGGGACUGCCCAAUGCAGUAACCCAGACGGCCAAGAUCCAACAGAUGGUUGGAUAUCAUCAUUCCACACGUGGUGCCGCGCGGUUUUCCCCGGACUGGUUAUGGAGAAGCUGCCAAGGGUUGACUGCUAUGGCUUCGCCCCGCCGUCAUAUUCUUGCCCGACGAUGGAAGGAUCCUGGAGCUGUCAGUCGGGGAGGAGGAGGGAAUGUAUAUAAGAGGGAUGAGCAACGGAAGAAAUUCCCACGACAGGACCAAGUCCAUCAUCCAAUAUGUUAUCAUUCUCACUCACCCUUCUCCUGGCGUCGGUGAUUGCCAUUUCGCAAGCCACGCCUUUGCGUCUACGAUCUCGCCAACGUGGCAUUCAGUGGCAGCAAUGUCCCGACGAGAAAGAUUCCCCGCUGCAAUGUGCCAAUCUGACGGUUCCGCUGGACUAUUCGGGGGAACUAUCGAAUGCGACGGUCCCCUUGGAAUUGUUCCGAGUCCCUGCUCCCAACAAUCGAUCGAACGGAAGUGUGUUGCUGAACUUUGGGGGCCCUGGCGCUAACGGACGCCUGAGUUUGUUCUCGUAUAAGGAGAUUCUGCAAGGGAUAACUGGUGGCAACCACGAUCUCAUCGCCGUCGUUCCACGAGGAACUGGCAACAACACUCUUCGCUUCUCAUGCUACAACACCGAGCUAGAAAGGAUGACUAGUGAUCUUGUAUACGAUCUUCCCAAUGGACUCUCCUCGGACACCGCAGUGGGAAAGCUAUGGGUACACAGCAAAUUCAAGGCCGACGCGUGCUAUGCAACGCAGAACAAGACUGGAAGUUUUGUCAGCACGGCGUCCACGGCGCGGGACUUUAUGAGCGUUGUAGACGCGCUGGAUGAGGACGGCAUGCUGCGAUACUGGGGCAUUUCAUACGGGACGGUUCUCGGCUCGACUCUGGCAGCAAUGUAUCCGGACCGGAUUGAUAAGAUGGUCCUCGACGCCGUUGUCAACUUGCAUGAGUACUACCAGAACAAAGAAAGAGAGAUGUUCUCGGACGCCGACAACGUGUUCCGAGGCUUCUGCUCCGGCUGCGUCGAUUCCCCCGAGACCUGCCCCCUCGGUAGAAACACCACGGCCGCCGAGCUCGAGGCGAGCAUCUACUCCAUGAUAGAGAAGAUCAAAUACAACCCCUACUCUGUGACAGUCCCGGUCCUCGGCCCGACAAUCAUCGACUACACCACCGUCCGAACCAGGAUCAUCAGCGACCUCUACUCGCCGGUCCUCUGGCCCAGCACCGCAUCCUUCCUCAACGGGCUGCUGACAGGCAACGGCAGCGCCGUCGCCGAAUACCUGGCCUCCGUAUCCGUCCGGCCGUCCGGGAUGGAAGCCGAGGCGCAGUUCGGGGUGAAAUGCAGCGAUGCAUUCGCGACGAUGUCCAGCGCCGAGGAGCUAGCCAUCACGAUCCAGACGCGACAGCAGUCGAGCCGGAUUGGCGGGGACACGGCGGACUACGUGCCGAUGGUCUGCGCGCACUGGAAGCUGGCGGCGAAGGAGCGAUACGACGGGGACUUCCGGGUGAAGACGAAGACGCCGGUGCUGUUCAUCGGCAAUACGCACGACCCGGUGACGCCGUUGGUGUCGGCCAGGAACGUCAGCUCGGGCUUCGAGGGUAGUGUGUUGCUGCAGCAUGAUGGUUAUGGGCAUGGGUCUCUGGAACUGGCGUCGUUGUGCACUGCGAAGGCUACUCGGGCGUAUUUCCGCAAUGGUACCCUGCCGGAGGCCAAUACGAAGUGCGAUACUACAGGGUCGUUGUUCUCGGGAGAAACGGGGUGGGAUGAGGUGCUUGAGGAGCUGGGUAAGAAGUAGGGUUGAUUGAUUGUCACAUUUUGUUUAGCAUGAUGUUUACUCGC